UCAGCUACAUUUGAUAUGAGACUGAGCUUGAUGAUACCGAGUAUAAAUAUCGACAUUCACUGUGGUUUCAGACAUUGCAGUUUCAGUAUUUGCAUCAUGAAGUUCUACGCUCUUUUUGCUUUUGUCCUGGCCUUAGUGGCCAUGGCUAUGGCCAUGCCAGAACCUCUGCCCGGUGGUGGCGGCGGCGGCGGUGGCGGUGGUGGUCUCACCUUUGAAGAACUCGGUGGAGGCGGCGGCGGCGGUGGAGGCGGUGGUCUCAACCUUGAACUCGGCGGAGGCGGUGGUGGUGGCGGCGGCGGUGGCAAGUAAAUCGCACAGCCAACAACUGCCAUACAUAGUUUAAGACAUUGUUAAUUGAUUUGACUGUUUGGAGCUAAGAUUUUGAACAAAUUUUUAAAAUAUUUUAAUAAAUCUAAUUUGACAACAACAAAAAAA
Bactrocera oleae (olive fruit fly) is the source of this 435-nucleotide messenger RNA. The record is from RefSeq and is a predicted model, not a curated record. NCBI's taxonomy places the organism in Eukaryota, Metazoa, Arthropoda, Insecta, Diptera, Tephritidae.